GACCUGAGUUUUCCAGUAGAUUAUAGGUCAAACUAACAAAAUCAGUAAAAAAAAAAAAAAAAAACUUUCAAGUGAUGGCUGUGAUGUGACUGAGGAGGCUGAGAAAGCACCUUGAUCCAGAGGAGAGAGGUAUGCAGCCCUCAAUCUGUUCGACCCGCCCAACGCUCGAUGCUGAUUGGCUGAGGAGUAGCCGCGCGGUCUCCUAUUGGCUCAUCCUGUUGUCAGUUUGAUCUUCCAGGCUCUGAAUACUGCACGAACAGACAGGCAUGAAGACUGAUAGCGGGAUACAUCGCUGCUGGAUAAUACGGAAGAAGACGGAGGACGCACUCUGAUAUGCUGGACUCGUGUCAGAAUGGGUGAGCGUCAGACCUACGUGAAGCUCAGUGAAGAGAAACUUAUACCAAAGUCUGAUAUCUUGUCACUGCUGAGGACCUACAACUGUUACCAUGAAGGGAAAAACUUCCAGCUGAGGACGCGCGAGGAGGACGGGGAGCUCACCCUCGAGGGGUUGCUGAACAUCUACUGGGGUCUGCGCCGACCAAUCAGACUUCAGAUGUACGACGACAAUGAAAGAUUUCGUUUCAACCGAAACGAUAGAUCUACUUUGGCAAAGCAGCUGUCAGCAGAGUCUAACAACAACUCCCUGAGCACAGACACCGGACCGGCUAGUGGUGACAUGUGCGGUCAGGAGGAGGAGGAUUCUCCUCAGCUGCUGAGGACCAGGAGCGAUGCUUCCUUCAUGCGGGUUCAGAGGAGGUCAAAGACACACACUGCCAGAGAUUUGCAGCGCCUGCGCACACACAGGUUCUCAAUCAACGGACACUUCUACAACCACAAGACAUCCGUAUUCACUCCAGCCUACGGUUCGGUCACUAACGUACGAGUGAACAGCUCCAUGACGACAGGACAAGUCCUCAACCUGCUGCUACACAAGUUUAGGGUGGAGAAUAAAUCUGAAGAGUUUGUCCUAUAUAUGGUGCACGAGUCUGGCGAAAGGACCCGACUGAGGGAUGGUGAAUACCCGCUGGUGGCUCGUGUGCUUUAUGGACCCUGUGAGAAAAUCUCCAAGAUCUUGAUCACGGAGGCCGACCUGGGAGAGGAAGUCACGUAUGAUGUUGCCCAAUACAUAAAGUUUGAGAUUCCGGUUUUAGACAGCUUCGUAGAGAAACUUAAAGAGGAAGAGGAACGCGAGAUAAACAAGCUGACCAAAAAGUACAGCUCUCUGAAGUCUAUGAUCCAACAUCAGCUCGAAGGCAGAGCUCACACCAGUGACCGAAUAUGAGUGUUUCUUUAUGUAACAUGUGUGCAUGUGAGUGUGCGUGUGUGAGGGGAAGGGUGGGUUCAACACUAAUGAUUGUUGAUUUACUAUGGGAACAUUUGCCAAAAUCUGUAGUGAAUGUAGGGUAAAAGGGUAAAAGUAAAGGCUGCAAUAGAACCAUAUCAUACACCAAUGUGCUUCUACUUAGAAUGACAUAUCUCAACAGUUUAUAUGAUCUAUUAAUGUAAUGCAUUUGUAUGAAAAUUCUUACUGCAAAUUUGGAUAUUUAUACGAGCUGCUUUUGGUAAUGUUUUCUCUGACUUUGACCUUUUGAUGUAAUAAAUUCGUUUUUAGUGUGGCCUUUAUAAA
This is a messenger RNA of Sebastes umbrosus (honeycomb rockfish), 1627 nucleotides long. It is a transcript of the gene rassf4a, whose product is annotated as Ras association domain family member 4a. Lineage: Eukaryota; Metazoa; Chordata; Actinopteri; Perciformes; Sebastidae. The record is from RefSeq and is a predicted model, not a curated record. Gene Ontology annotation, biological process: signal transduction. The coding region runs from base 353 to 1282 and encodes 309 amino acids. The transcript has 11 exons.